CUGGCCGCCGUCGAGACUCGGGGCGCAGCAGUCGAUACUCCACCGGCACAAACAGACGAUUGCUCGGCUCUUCUAAAAUACAUACAGCAUGAACGUAACUCGGCUGACCCCUAAGUUGAGGACCCUGCAGUCCAUUCUGCGCCGCCACUAUGGUGCUUCUACAGUCUUGCUGAAGGCAAGUGAUCCCAUCCAGCAGCUGUUUGUUGACAAGAUCCAGGAAUACAGCAAGAAGAGCAAGGCUGCAGGUGGCAAGCUGGUGGACAUGACCCCUGAGGUAGAAAAGCAGCUGCAGCAGGAGCUGGACAAGGUUGCCCGCCAGUAUGGUGGUGGUCCAGGCGUUGACAUGACCAAGUUCCCUACCUUCACCUUCCAGGAUCCCAAGAUCGAUCCUCUCAACUAAAUCUGCAAAAGAUUUUCUACCUUCCCUACUGUAAAAAGGCUUAUUUGUACAAGAGAAUGUCAACACUGAUAUGUUAAUAAAAAUAUUGUAGGUUA
Molecule: messenger RNA, 495 nt
Organism: Penaeus vannamei (Pacific white shrimp)
Lineage: Eukaryota; Metazoa; Arthropoda; Malacostraca; Decapoda; Penaeidae
Product: ATP synthase-coupling factor 6, mitochondrial
Biological process (GO): proton motive force-driven ATP synthesis
Molecular function (GO): proton transmembrane transporter activity
Source: RefSeq, a predicted model, not a curated record